This is a messenger RNA of Penaeus vannamei (Pacific white shrimp), 3104 nucleotides long. The record is from RefSeq and is a predicted model, not a curated record. NCBI's taxonomy places the organism in Eukaryota, Metazoa, Arthropoda, Malacostraca, Decapoda, Penaeidae.
AACAGAAAGAGGUCAUUGGGGAUUCCGAGAAGGUUCAUGCCAGAAGUUAAGAAGACACAGUGACUUGAAGAAUAUGGACACAGAUUCAGAGUGUACCAGCAGUGGCACAUGUAUGUGUGAAGCUCAGUGCAAGAGUCAAGACAUCACUGGCCAUGGAUCAUGCGAUUGUGGAUCUCAAUACUUUCCAGUCUGGCCAACAGUUUUUGGAAUUAUAGGAGCAAUACUUAUAUUCAUCUUUUGGCAUCAUCAGAUUGCUAAGCUCUGCAGAAAAUACAAGUACAAUGGGACACUACAUCCACACAUGAGGGAUGAACCUCCACCUCCUCCACCAAGAGAAAAUUCUGCUGAACACCCGCGGGAGACUGCUUGGGAUGCUCCUCCCCCUUAUGAUGCCCUUACAAAAACAGGUCCCCCACCCAUGCCAUCUGGCAUCUCAAUCAUCCACACAGACAAUCCUCCUUCUUACAAUGAUGUAAUUAAAAUGGACAGAGAAGCACAGAAAGUGAAAGCAUCAAACAGCAAAGAAGCAGAAGGUCCAGAAGAAAGAGGAAAAAGAAAAAACUCCACAAAAAUUGACCUGGAUGUGGAACAAGGAGGACAGUGGGCAGUAAAAAUAUAGAUGAAGGAUCUUGGUUGAGAGCUAAUGACCAUCUAAUGGCAUUCAAUUAAGACAGAUUAUGUUUUUAUUCCUGGGUUAUUUGAUAUAUUAGGGGUAAAAAAAAUUUACUAGUCUUUAUUCAUCAGUGAACCUAGGUUAAGGAAAUGUAUGUAAAAGCAAAAUGUCUUUGUCCAAGUACCUGCUGCUAUCUUUCAUUUUACAAGUAGAAGUCAGUUGUAUCAUGAACUUCAGCAUUUUGCUUUUGGUUAUGAGCGAUCACCUCUCAUUAGGUUAUCAUUGCCUUAUCAUUGGUAAGUGUUUGUAACAGCAGUUGCAAGUACUUUAAUGUUUUAGUUUAUGAAGCUUGGCAAAUACAUGCAUCAUAGAUAUUAGACUGUCUCAGGAACUGGUACUGCUAUGAUGCUAGUUUUGUAUUUGUCGUUAUGCCCUAUGUAGGUUAGCUUAUUAAAAAAAACAUGUUUUUAGCUGCACUUUAUUGUAGGUAGUCAAUAGGAAGUAGUUUUUCAAAUGAUGAAUGGUCUUUCAGUUCCCUUUCAUCCAUCUUUACCUCCAUCUUCUUCGUUUUCUUCUACUUCUUCGUCUUCUUGUUCUACUAAUUCCUCGUCUUCUUCUUCUUGAUCAUGCCUGAAAGCCAACAAUGCCACUGGCUGCUAAAUAGCCGCAAUGUAUGGACAUAUUGGUAGCAAUAUCUUUCUAACCCAAUUAGGAUGGGAGCCCCCAGUGCAUCCCAUACCAAACAGUGUAUCUUGAGUCUGUGGAGUUUGGGAAAUAUCAGAAGCAUGGGAAACAAAAUUACCCUACUCUCUCUGUUCGUGGCUGCAGCAUUGAUAUUUUUUAGGUAAUAAGGCUAAAAAGAAGGGUUAAGCCUACUUUUGUGUGGCUAUUUCUAUUCAACAAAUGCAGCCAGGGUCAAACAAGCCCACAAUUGUAUAGCAUGCACAAUUUAGAGCUAGCGGUACAGCGCAUGAUACAAAGACGUCAUCCCAGCAUGAGAGGUGGUCUAGCAAGACAUGAUAGGAAGUCAUCCUGGUGUGAAUGAGUUAACCAACAGUAUCUUUUAUGCUACAUAUCAUAAGAGCAAGUUUUUCUCUUCAUUGACAAUGGCUUCAUAAUUCCAUAUGCAUCUGAAGGGUAUACUCCAUUUUCCACGGAAAAUAUCCUGGGUAUAUUUCUGACAACAUAUGUAUGCCAUACAUUAUAAACAACAAAUAAUUUCUUCAGUAGCCAUGACUGUAAGAUGAUCUAAAACAGAACUGAAAUUAGAUAAAACCUUAAGAUAUGCAAGAUGUACUUAUAUUUGAGAUUCCAACAGCAGACAAAACAAAAAACACAGGAUGAACAAUGAAGACGUAAAACUUGACACUGCUAUAAUAAACUGACACAUAAUCGUAUAAUGUAAGUGGUAGUGUGUGUGCAUGUGUUAUCACCACAUCCAAAGUGUUCACUCUCUAGUUUCAUUUUCAUAUUUUUCACAUUGCAAAUUGGACACUUGGUCUGUAAUUACCCAUUAGAUAAUAAUGUAAAAGCAGUUCACAAAAAAAAAAUUCAUUCAACCUGUCAAAAACAUUGUUCAAUUAUUCCUUCCAGGUCACUCAGGUUCCAAGACAAACAUAGAAUAUGUUACAAUAUCAUUCAGAAUUAGCUUAGGUACCCCAUUGAUAUUAACAGCACCAUUGGCAGUAGGUUCAUAGGCUUCAGCAAGAGAACUUUUUCAAAUUUUUGGUAGAUGUUUGUAAGGCUUUUUGUGAAUUAUCUGAAUGAUGACAAGUUUGUGUUGGAUGCAUAUCAAUUUGGUAAUUAUUUGUCCUUGUAUUCCUGUAUGUCUAGAACAUAGUUGCUUUGUUAUAGUGCCUUUCAACUUUUAGGUUAUAAGAUAAAAAAAAAUCUAGUCCUGUCAUUUACUUUCGUAAUUGUUCUAAGAACCAGUGAUAUGAUAAGAUAACUUCGCAGUAUUUUUAUUUAUACAUACUGUAAGGAUUCAAGGAUUCAAGUGUUAGUAAGGUGCUAAAACACUGUUCUUCUGCUAUGAUAAUUUUGUUACAUUCAGCCUUAUAGAUACAUGUUUCUGUAACUUGUAAAUGGCAAGUUUUUCAUGUACUCAUGAGUUGAUAUUUAAUAUUUACAUAAAAAGUGCAUAGAGAAGAUUAGUUCUUCAGAAGAAUGUUUAUGCUAUUUAUACACAUGACACAUUAGUAAAUUGCAUUUUAAAAAUGUAGUCUCAUGAUACAUAUGGGUUAGGUUGUAGUUAUUGAUACCUAUUUUUUCUAUGUAUUGUUACUCAGCUGUGAUUGUUUCAUUGUGCCUAAUGUAACACAAAAGACAGAUCAGUGACACAUUUUUUUACAAAAUGUAUUCAAGCUAUUAACUGAUAUAAUCAUACUGUCACUCAGAUGCUAAUAAGUUAAUUCAGAAUUAUGAUAGUCAUAUUAACUAGUCAUUAUUUUUAAGACCUGUAAUAGUGUUUUAUUAAAUGUUGAAAACUGUA